Messenger RNA from Aspergillus steynii IBT 23096, 3687 nucleotides. It is a transcript of the gene kin1, whose product is annotated as putative serine/threonine protein kinase Kin1. Gene Ontology annotation, biological process: protein phosphorylation; intracellular signal transduction; microtubule cytoskeleton organization. The record is from RefSeq and is a predicted model, not a curated record. Gene Ontology annotation, cellular component: cytoplasm. NCBI's taxonomy places the organism in Eukaryota, Fungi, Ascomycota, Eurotiomycetes, Eurotiales, Aspergillaceae. Gene Ontology annotation, molecular function: protein serine/threonine kinase activity; ATP binding; tau-protein kinase activity. The coding region runs from base 31 to 3243 and encodes 1070 amino acids. The transcript is spliced from 3 exons.
CCUCCCUCUCCCUCUCUCUCUCUGAUCGUGAUGUCCACCGCUGCUCCGUCCAGUGCGUCGCCGUCGGUCGUCCGCAGCCAAUCCACCUCCUCCCGACCUCCCUCCUAUCGCCCCGUGCAAUCCGAUACUCCUCACCGAACUCGAAGCGUCGCAGUCCGGCCGGCCACUGCCAACCAAUCCCCCUCGCAACAGCCUCAUCCUCCGUCGCAGAAUUACUAUUCUCAUUCCCACUCCAAAUCGCAUUCUCAUGAUCGCCGCCCGCCUUCGAAUCAAGCGCUGUUUGACAACUUAGCCCGUCGGGAUUACGAGGCUUCGAGAGCUGCCCAACCGCCUCCCGCCCGUCGGAGCAGCUCCAAGGAACGCUCCCAGGAACGUCCCACCACCUCCUACCGCUCCGAUUCAUCUUCCAACAAACACCAUCGCAACCUGUCCGUCCAGGGUCAUCAAAGAAAUAGCAUCGAUAUGGCUGCCGCAGGGCCCGUCGGGGCCGACGCUGCUGCGGCUCCGUCCCAACCUGUUCCCGGCUCGCGACUGCACCCGAUGAAUCCGGUGCCGUCGAAGCGUCGCACAACGAUCACGACGCCCUCCGGCCAGUGGACGCUGGGCAAGACGUUAGGUGCAGGGAGUAUGGGCAAGGUCAAAGUAGGGAAAAACAUGGAGACCGGAGAACAGGUGGCUGUCAAGAUCGUCCCCAGGCAAUCGACGGAGGAACAUCGCAGCUCUCGCGAGGCGGAGAGAGCGGAUCGCUCCAAGGAAAUCCGGACGGCCCGCGAGGCCGCCAUUGUCAGUCUCGUCAAUCACCCGUAUAUCUGUGGCAUGCGAGAUGUGGUCCGGACCAAUUAUCACUGGUACAUGCUGUUCGAGCUCGUCAAUGGCGGGCAGAUGCUCGAUUAUAUUAUUUCCCAUGGGAAAUUAAAGGAGAAACAGGCGCGAAAGUUCGCCCGUCAGAUCGCAAGUGCGCUGGACUACUGCCACCGGAAUAGCAUCGUGCACCGUGACUUGAAGAUCGAGAACAUUCUCAUCAGCAAAACCGGCGACAUCAAGAUCAUUGACUUCGGUCUCAGCAACCUCUUUUCCCCGAGAAGCCUUCUGAAGACCUUCUGUGGCAGUCUUUAUUUUGCCGCCCCCGAAUUGCUGCAGGCGCGACAGUACACUGGCCCCGAGGUGGAUGUUUGGAGUUUUGGAAUUGUUCUUUACGUUUUGGUCUGCGGGAAGGUGCCUUUUGAUGAUCAAAGUAUGCCCAAGCUGCAUGCCAAGAUCAAGCAGGGCGUGUUCGAGUAUCCCCCUGGACUGACGGCAGAGUGCCGUCACAUCAUUUCGCGCAUGUUGGUCACCGAUCCCAAGCAGCGCGCAAGCUUGGCGGAGAUCAUGAAUCACCCGUGGAUGAAUAAGGGAUUCAACGGCGCUCCCGAUAACAACCUCCCCCACCGCGAGCCGUUACAACUGCCCUUGGACCCAGACGUUAUCGAGAAGAUGACAGGAUUUGAUUUUGGUCCUGCAGACUACAUUACCACGCAACUCACGAAGGUCAUUGAGUCGGAGGACUACCAACAUGCCGUCAAGAUGAACAUUCGCGACCACCCUCCACCGAGCCACGGCGAGAAGAAGCGCGGCAUGUUCGACUUCUACAAACGGCGCAAUUCGGCUAGCAGGGAUACAUUGUCAGCCCCGUCUGCGGAGGCGGUCCAACUGGGGUCUGAUCCCUUGAAUGCAUACAGCCCGUUGCUGUCGAUCUACUACCUAGUGAAAGAGAAGCUGGACAGAGAAAGGGCCGAGACCAACCCCGGUGCUCUCGGCGUGCCGCAGGCGGCCGGAGAUGCCAUGCUUCAGAUGCCAGAUCUACCCGCUCCCGAAGCGGCCCAUACGAACCAAUAUCAGGUCCCGGGAGAAAAGGAUGUCGGAAGGCGCACUCGUCCCCGUGCAAGGACCCAUGGGGACGACGACAUGGCCGAUGGAAUCAAGAAUCUUAACUUGGCUCCUCCGGGACAGGCGUCACCUGCUCCACCGGCGUCGCAACCCGAGACUCCGGCCAAGAAGGAGAGUACCGCCGCGGGAAUUCUGAGGCGGUUCAGCACCCGCAAGACGAAGGAGCGCGGCCGCGACCCCGAACGCGGAAGAAUGAGCAGCCCCCAUGCGCCGUCCUUGAGCGUUCAGCCCCCUGCCGAUUCGGCCUCGCCCUUGUCUAGAGGAUUCAGCAUGAGGAAGACCAGACGUGCCGACCCCUCCCCUACGGCCAUCCCGCCAGCCAGUGGCAGUCAGCCGCAGCAAGAUCUCCUCGCCCCCGGAUCGGCAGAGCCGGCCUCGCGGUCCAACAAGUUUCUCGAGAGAUCGACCAGCGUCAACUCCGCCGAUUACCGCGCCCGAAGGACGGCACGAAGAAACGACACGGACACUAUUGGACAGCCGCCCCCGAGCAGCGGGUCAGAUCACAAUGCGAACGUACCUAAAGAUCAGACCCCUUCGAAGGACUCGAGGUCGACCGGCCGUACGCACGCCUCCCGGACCAUGUCGCUUGGCCACGCCCGCCGGGAAAGUAUCCAGGCACGACGCGCGCGGCGAGAGGCUGCCCGGGAAGCCAACGUUCCCGAGGAGACCGAUGCGGACAUCUCCGGGGCGGGGACGGCCCUGGAGAGUGCGAACGAGGGCGAGGAUCUGUCGAAACCGGUGUACCUCAAGGGACUGUUUAGUGUGUCCACAACCAGCAGCAAGCCCCUGCCCGUCAUCCGCGCGGACAUUAUUCGAGUACUUAAGCAACUUUCUGUGGACUACGUUGAGAUCAAGGGAGGGUUUAGCUGCCGCCACGCGCCCAGUAUUGACUUGGAAAAGGUGACGGACGCGGCGCCGCCCAGCCCUGACCGACAGGGCCAUGUUUCGAACCACCGACGACGGAUCAGUUUCGGCGGGCUGUUGAACCACGACGAGGGCAAGGAAGAGAAUCGCCACACCCCCAGAACACCGCGUCGGACCCGGGCUCCGCCGGACCGUAGCUUCGUUUCCAACUCGGAUGCAUCUGACGAUUACGUUGGUCCUCGCGACAACUUAGCCGUGGGCGAGCGUGUAGUGGGAGAGACCACGACCCGUGUCCAGAGCGAUACCGGAGAGAACCUGAUUCUUCGAUUUGAGAUCCUCAUCGUGAAGGUUCCCCUGUUCUCGCUUCACGGUAUCCAGUUCAAGAAGGUCGCAGGAGGAAUGUGGCAAUACCGCGAGAUGGCCAAGAAAAUUCUGGACGCCUUGAGACUAUAACUGUGUCCAACUUGGAUUUGUUUUUCUUUUUUGUCUUUUUCACACCCCCUGUGAAUGAUAUGGACGGCCUCAUCAUGAAGCAUUUGCACGAGCAUCAUGUUUCUUUUCUUUUUAUUUAUUCCAGCCCUUCAAUAGCCCCCCUUCUCCAUAGCAUCCUGUCUUCCCCUGUCCCCACCCAUCUAUCUAUCCAUGCUUUUAUCUUCAUUAUUCCGCACCGCUAUGGAUUCGUUCCUGUCAGCUUUCGGUUUGCAUCUAUACUUGAGCUGGCUCAAUUCUACUGUAACUGGUUUGUCAUGGUGUAUAUUAGGCCCGAGAAAAGAAAAGGACGCAUCAUGGAUUCAGACAGUUUUGUUUUAUGUCCUCUGUUUUGUUCGAUAAGGCUAUUGGUGCGCUGUUUUCUUGUCUCUUUUUGUAUAUCUCAGUUUACAGUUCGUUCUAUUUCUC